UCUCUCUCUCUCUCCCACUUCAGGCUGCUUCGAAUUCGAAACCCUAGAAGCUUCUUCUACUGCAACCAUGGAUUCUUCUCAAACCAAUUCCAAGAAACCGCCCCUGGUGAUCGGAGGUAUGGCCGAUUCUGGUGGUACAAACCCUAAAUUCCAAUCAGGUGCCCCCGAUUCGACCCUCGGGGAUGGCUUCUCCAAUCCGGGACUUAAGAGAGAUUCAAGAAACUAUGAGAACGAUGAUGAUGAUAUUAAUAGCUUGUCUACCAAGAAACCGAGGACCACGACGAUCGGGAACACCUCUCAGGGUUGUCAAAAAAUCGUCCCCUUGGAUGUGAAACCAUUGACGAUCGUGCCACCUGAAACUCCGAAGCUCUCUAGACAGUUUUGGAAAGCUGGCGAGGACGACGAAUCUGUGCCUCUACCUCACUAUUGUAGCAAUGAUGCGGCGGUUAGGGUCCACCCUCAAUUUCUUCAUGCGAACGCCACAAGCCAUAAGUGGGCACUUGGAGCUUUGGCUGAACUUCUUGACAAUUCUCUAGACGAGGUGAAUAAUGGGGCUACAUAUGUUCAUGUCAAUACAGCAACUAAUGAAAGAGACGGAAAAAGCAACAUUCUAAUUGUUGAAGACAAUGGAGGUGGGAUGAAUCCUAGUACGUUUAGAGAGUGCCUUUCUUUAGGGUAUUCAAGAAAACGCAAUAUGGCUAAUAGGGUUGGUCAAUAUGGGAAUGGAUUCAAAACUAGUACAAUGAGGCUUGGUGCUGAUGCAAUUGUCUUCUCACGUUGUCGAGGAACCAAUGGAAACAAUCCGACACAGAGCAUUGGCAUGCUAUCAUAUACGUUUCUUUACGAGACAAGAAAGUGUGAAGCAAUUGUCCCCACGGUUGAUUAUGAGUUGGUCAAUAACGAGUGGAAGGAGAUAGUUUAUAACUCCAGAGAUGAGUGGUCUGAUAAUUUAGAGACCAUAAUGAAGUGGUCACCUUACCUAUCAGAACAAGACUUAUUGGACCAGUUUGAUCACCUAGAAGAGCAAGGUACUCGGAUCGUGAUAUAUAAUCUAUGGGAGGACGAUGAAGGGAAGUUGGAACUUGACUUUGAUACAGACCCUCAUGAUAUUCAACUCAGAGGUGUAAACAGAGAUGAGAAGAACAUCGAAAUGGCCAAAGCUAAUCCUAACUCGAGGCAUUUCCUGAGUUAUCGACACUCACUACGUAGUUAUGCAUCGAUUCUGUAUCUCGAACGUCCAUCAAAUUUCAGAAUCAUUCUUCGUGGUAAAGAUGUUCAACAUCACAGCAUCUUAGACGACAUGAUGAUGAUGGAAGAGAAAACAUACAAACCUAUGCGUUCUCCAGAAUGGUCAUCAGAUCAAGCCGAGAUGUGUGCUACUAUAAAGCUUGGCUUUGUGAAAGAUGCUCGUCAUCACAUUGACAUACAAGGGUUCAAUGUUUACCAUAAGAACCGGCUUAUCAAGCCAUUUUGGAGGGUUUGGACUGCUGCUGGAAGUGAUGGACGCGGUGUUAUUGGUAUAUUGGAAGCUAAUUUCAUACAACCAGCUCAUAAUAAGCAAGGUUUUGAGAGAACUGCGGUUCUUGCUAAACUUGAAGGCCGAUUUGAUCACCUAGAAGAGCAAGGUACUCGGAUCGUGAUAUAUAAUCUAUGGGAGGACGAUGAAGGGAAGUUGGAACUUGACUUUGAUACAGACCCUCAUGAUAUUCAACUCAGAGGUGUAAACAGAGAUGAGAAGAACAUCGAAAUGGCCAAAGCUAAUCCUAACUCGAGGCAUUUCCUGAGUUAUCGACACUCACUACGUAGUUAUGCAUCGAUUCUGUAUCUCGAACGUCCAUCAAAUUUCAGAAUCAUUCUUCGUGGUAAAGAUGUUCAACAUCACAGCAUCUUAGACGACAUGAUGAUGAUGGAAGAGAAAACAUACAAACCUAUGCGUUCUCCAGAAUGGUCAUCAGAUCAAGCCGAGAUGUGUGCUACUAUAAAGCUUGGCUUUGUGAAAGAUGCUCGUCAUCACAUUGACAUACAAGGGUUCAAUGUUUACCAUAAGAACCGGCUUAUCAAGCCAUUUUGGAGGGUUUGGACUGCUGCUGGAAGUGAUGGACGCGGUGUUAUUGGUAUAUUGGAAGCUAAUUUCAUACAACCAGCUCAUAAUAAGCAAGGUUUUGAGCGAACUGCGGUUCUUGCUAAACUUGAAGGCCGAUUGAUUCAUCACCAAAAGCAGUACUGGUCUUCAAGGUGCCAAGAGAUUGGUUAUGCUCCAAGACGGAAACAAAAAAGUUAUUAUGAAAGUAAUGUUACAGAAACCACUCGGCCUUUGAACAAGACAAACCUUAAUAGGGGACCAUCUCCUACUGCAGCACCAGCUCCAUCCAGGCAAAAUGUUGAAUCAUUUGUAAGAAACCAAAACACUCAGGUUAAUACACAACAAGCAAGUGCUGUAAAAAUACAACCUGAGAUCAGGUCUACGAACAAAAACCCUCUUGGGAGAAGUUUCCAAGAAACAGGCUCAUUUAAUCUAGAAGCAGAGUUGCAGAAGGUGAAACAGAAGUCAGCCGAACUGGUCUCUGAGUUGCAGAGAGAAAAAGCACAACUUCAGUUGCAACUUGAGGAGUCAAAAGCUAAGAUCCAAAACUUGGAAAAUCGGCAGGAGGGAGUGAAUAAAAUCUUUCAUGAAGAAAGAGCCCGCAGAGAUGUGACUGAGAAUGCCUUAAGGAAGAGACUAAGGGAAGCUUCUGAUGAGAUCGAUGGGCUAAAGAGGCAAGUGGAGACCUUUAAAGGAAAACACAUGUUGUAAACAUAGUGUCAAGAAUCAAG
This is a messenger RNA of Camelina sativa (false flax), 2814 nucleotides long. Lineage: Eukaryota; Viridiplantae; Streptophyta; Magnoliopsida; Brassicales; Brassicaceae. The record is from RefSeq and is a predicted model, not a curated record.